AGCACAACCUUAACAGUCUCAAUAAUUACAAGUUGAGAUUUUGAAUUCAAAGAAAUCAAUAAUGGAAAGCUUAAUCUUAUAUUUCUUUGGGCUCUCUUCAUUGCUGUUUCUGGUGUACGGAGUUGCCAGAAUUUCCUACUGCAUUUGGUGGAAACCCAAAUGGCUGGAGUGGCAGAUAAAGCGGCAGGGAGUUGCAGGAAAUUCCUACAAGCUGCUGAUUGGGGACAUGAAAGAGUUUAUAAAGCUUAUAACUGAAGCAUGGUCCAAACCUAUUCAUCUAAACCACCAGAUUGUUCAGCGAGUCGAUCCGUUCACUCUAAACAAUGUCCAAAAAUAUGGGAAUAUAUCACUAUAUUGGAAUGGGACAAGCCCCAGGCUGAUCAUCAAGGAUCCAGAAUUGAUGAAAGAGGAGUUGUCUAACAAGCAAGGCCACUUUCACAAACCACCAGUGAAUGCUCUUAUUCUCAUUCUAGCAAGAGGAUUGACCAGUUUAGAGGGUGAAAAGUGGGCCAAACGUAGAAGGAUACUCAAUCCUGCCUUUCACCUUGAGAAAUUGAAGGCAAUGAUUCCAGAAUUUGUAACCAGCUCUAGCAAGAUGAUCGAACAAUGGAAGAAGAUGGUUGGUGAUGAAGUUAGCUGUGAAUUAGAUAUCUGGCCCGAACUUCAGAAACUUACUGCAGAUGCUGUUUCUCGGGCGGCUUUUGGGAGCAACUAUGAACAAGGGAAAAAAAUCUUUCAACAGCAAAAGGAGCUUUUACAACUAACGAUUGAAGCCAUGCAGACACUAUACAUUCCUGGUUUCAGAUUUGUUCCAACAAAGAAGAAUCGGAGGAGAAAGAAAUUGGACAAAGAGAUCACAACAAUGCUAAGAAAUAUAAUUCAGGGAAAAGAAAAUGCAAUGAAAACCGGAGAAUCCAGGGUCGACGACUUGGUGGGUCUGCUUCUGCAAUGUAAUAACCAAAACAUUCUACAAGAAAAUUCAAGUAGCACAACAAUUACUGGGAUGACAAUUGAAGAAGUGAUAGAGGAAUGCAAGCUUUUCUACAUUGCUGGCCAAGAAACGACCUCCAGCUGGCUAACAUGGGCAAUGAUAAUCUUGGCUAUGCACCCGAACUGGCAAGAGAAAGCAAGGCAAGAAGUUUUACAAGCUUGUCAUCAGAAGGAACCUAACUUUGAAGCUAUAGCUAACCUGAAGAUUGUUACCAUGAUACUUUAUGAAGUCUUGAGGCUGUAUCCACCAGUAAUUGCUCAGUAUCAACACACCAAUGAGAAAACCAAGAUAGGAGAAAUCUCUCUUCCUGCUGGGGUAGAUAUAACUCUACCUACACUUCUCAUUCAUCAUGAUCCUGAGCUUUGGGGUGAUGAUGCAGAUGAAUUCAAACCAGAGAGAUUCACUGAAGGUAUUGCCAAGGCGUCUAAGGGUCAAACGGCAUUCUUUCCUUUCGGAUGGGGACCACGGACUUGUAUUGGCCAAAAUUUCGCCCUGCUAGAAGCGAAGGUGGCUUUAGCUAUGAUUCUGCAAAAUUUCUCAUUCGAGCUCUCAGCUUCCUACUCUCAUGCUCCUUAUACUGUUAUGACUCUUCAACCACAACAUGGAGCUCAAAUCACUUUGCACAAACUCUAAAGCUGCAAGCUUAGCCUAAAGGUAGAAGACUAUAUAAAUAAUGUGACAGAAUCACAAAAGAAUAAAAAAUAAAAGAUCUGUUGUGUGUUUUAUUUCUGAGGAAUGUUAUGUGUGAUGUACUGCUUUACUGGGAAACAAUAUAAUGAUCCAUAGAACCUGUUGGAAAUUUAGUAGUCUAGUGAUGUUACAUCGAAAGUGCUUAUUUAACGUAUGAACCUGACAACUCCUAUGUAUUUCCUCCCAUGGGUUGAAGCUGUGAUUAUUUAAAGAGAACCACAAC
Messenger RNA from Pistacia vera, 1904 nucleotides. Its product is annotated as cytochrome P450 CYP72A219-like. Gene Ontology annotation, molecular function: monooxygenase activity; iron ion binding; heme binding. The record is from RefSeq and is a predicted model, not a curated record. The transcript has 5 exons. Bases 62 to 1624 code for a protein of 520 amino acids. NCBI's taxonomy places the organism in Eukaryota, Viridiplantae, Streptophyta, Magnoliopsida, Sapindales, Anacardiaceae.